AUUCGCUGCAUCUGAGUCCUCUGACUCUGCUCCCACAAUUCAACAGGCAACAAAGGAAGAAAGGAAGAGGCCGAACGCUAGAAAGUGUUAGCCAACCUAGGCUUGAAGAUGUCAACUUAUUGUUUAAUUCUGCUCGGCAAUUUAAAGCUAUAUGUUUAGAGUAGCACAGGGUCCUGCCAUAUAAUCGCUUUGCGCUUUCUGUUUUGCGUGGGAGCCGACUGAAGGGAAGGUGAUGGUAAUGUUUUCGACAGAAAGCGCUAACAAAGCUAGCUGGCUCAGGUACUAAGCCUGUAUAAGUCAAGCUAACAUUAGCCAACAAUCGUCAAGGAGCGAAGCUUAAAUGAAGGUGUUGUGCAAGGCGAAUGCGUAAACCUUCGUGCUGUCUUGGCCAUCAGUACAAGCAGAAGUGAUCGGUGAAAGGCUAACAACCGGAGCUAAGCUACAUCCAUGCUUUUGUGUCCGCAGGCCUUUUCAGCAUCCAAUGAAAGGUGGUGGAAGUGGAACUUGACCCAGCCAACUGAGUCACCAUUUUCCUGCUCAUCAUGGGUUUAAUGGCUCCACUGUAUGCAUGACUUGUUUCAUGUGGCCUGAUGGGAGGACACGGUGGAUAGUACUUUCAUCAGGAUACCAGGAGAGCCAUCCCAUGCCCUCGUUUUGGAGGGCCUGUCAGAAUGAAGAAGAUAAGCCUUAAGACCAUCCGCAAGUCACUCAGCAUAAAGGGCAAAGAGGAGGGUGACUUUGUCAUGCUCCAGCAGCCCUCGGUGACUGCAGAGUUUUCUAAGGAUGAGUCACUUUUUGGGGGCUGCUACACCAAAGAGCUUUCUGCCUGUGAUAUUGCUAGCGAAGAUGAAAAAGGGGGACAGAACAAGGGCCGCUCAAAGAGUGAGACUCUGAUGGGAUCGCUAAAGAGAAGGCUGUCUACCAAACAGAAGGCGAAAGUGAAAGGCGGCGCCUCGACCAUAGGCUCAGUGGACGAUGAAGACACCUUCUCAUCUAAUUCGGUCCCGAUCAGCUUCAAUGAGGUAAAAGCUCAGAGACCCCUUAGAUCUGCAUCCCUCCGGAGUCAUCAUUAUAGCCCUUCUCCGUGGCCUCUGCGCUCUGUCAACUCUGAUGAUGCGUGCAUCAAAAUGGAGGUAAAAGUUAAAGCCAUGGUUCACUCUCCUAACCCAAGUCCCAACUUAAACGGUGUCCGGAAAGAAUUUCAUGAUUUCCAGAUGGAAGGGCUCCUUCAGGACCAAGCAGAGUCCUUAAAGAAUCUCCAGCAACCGCAAAAUGGUGAGCUGCAUCUAAAUAUUGAUGAAAAUGAUGUGCCUGUGGUGCUGGGGUUGACGCCCCAGGACUACAUCCAGUACACAAUGCCUUUAGAUGAGGGAAUGUAUCCCGAAGGGUCUCACUCUUUCUGCCUGGAAGGUUCCUCUCCUAUGGAGGUGGUGACAGAGGCAGACAAUGGGUCCCUCCACACAGAGCAGGGACAGGAGGAGCAUGAACUGGUGAAUGGGAUGCCUCCAGAUAUAUUCAUGGAGACCUCAGUCAAUAGUAUUCUUAUUGGUUCUGCUGGCAUGAUGCUCCAAAACUCAAGAGUGGAGAUGCCACCUCCCCUUUCUCCACUCCUGCCACCCAUGACUAGUAAUGGACAUAUUCCAAGGACAUUUUCGGGCUUUAGCUCUGCAGACAGCCAGGUAGCUGAGAGGGUAAGACACCACCUCAACUUUGACCCAAAUUCGGCUCCUGGGGUUAGUCGGGUAUACGACUCAGUCCAGAGCAGCGGGCCCAUGGUUGUGACCAGCCUGACGGAGGAGCUGAAGAAGCUUGCUAGGCAGGGCUGGUACUGGGGUCCCAUCACACGCUGGGAGGCAGAGGAAAAGCUGGUCAACCUGGCCGAUGGAUCAUUUCUGGUCAGAGACAGCUCUGAUGACAGAUACCUGCUCAGCUUGAGUUUCAGAUCGCAGAGCAAAACCCUCCACACCCGCAUCGAACAUUCCAACGGACGCUUCAGCUUCUACGAGCAGCCCGACGUGGAGGGACACACAUCAAUUGUUGACUUAAUCGAACACUCUAUCAAAGACUCAGAGAAUGGGGCUUUUUGUUAUUCCAGAUCUCGCUUACCAGGAUCUGCAACCUACCCCGUCAGACUAACCAACCCAGUAUCUCGGUUUAUGCAAGUGCGCUCCCUGCAGUACCUUUGCCGCUUUGUCAUUAGGCAAUAUACAAGAAUAGACCUUAUCCAAAAACUGCCCUUACCUAACAAGAUGAAAGAUUAUCUGCAGGAGAAGCACUACUGAGGAUACGGAUGGUAAUUUGCACUUUUGUGUUUAGUUAAGAGAUUUACAAAAGGGGUUUACAGACAACUACAGUUUUGAGAUGAUUGGUUCUGGUGGCUCUUGAUUUGUGUCCGUGUGACCCUGUCACUGUUCGGCCCUUCGUUCCACUAUUCUGGGGUUUUUUGCAGGAGGCUCUACUUCCAGAAAUGUAGGCCAGCACAUAAUCUAUCGCAAAAACACAGCAGAGAUAUACAGCCAAGUAAUCUUAUCCGAAUGCAUCAAGUGCAGAAGCUGAUGUUGGUUACAUUAACAAUAAUCCAGCUGUGCAAGUGUAACAGUUUUUUGUUAGUUUUUUAAAAGAAAUUGUAUCGGCAUUGAGACUGCAGAGUAGGGAAAAGAAUAUUCCUCUAAAAUUCUAUCACUUGUUAAAUUCAAUCUGUAGUAGAUAUGAAGGAUGAUUCCAACAUGGAGCGGUAUUUUUUUUUUUUUUUAGGUCUCUGCAGACUGACCAAUUUGGCUCAUCUUUUGCUGGUUUUUUUUUUUUUUUCCUUCACUUACAACACUCAGACUGCAAAUGAGAACAUUAUGCAUCUGUACUGUGCUGUUAGUCAAAUAGAAAGAUAGGGCAUCAUCAUAUUUGCAACGACUGACCUAUUAUUCUGAUUGUAAAUUUGCAAAAAGAAAGAUUAUAAACCUAACUCCUCAUUCAGAGGAUUAAGUUUCUCCGUGACCCUUUAUUGGCACGUGGCAACGCUUAUACGACCAAUACUUAAAUGCUUCUGUCUUAAUAUGGGACCGACUUUACUUUUGGAGCUUGUCACACGGCUUAUUUUCAGCCGUACUGUUAAACACAUAGGCUUUAAUAAACACGAUUAUCUGUUGAUGAAAGGUUUACCUUUAGUAUCCAGGAUUUACAACUGUAUAGCAAAAGAUGUCCACAAUCUGCCAGCCUGCCAGAGCCUUCAAACAGAUCAUUGAGAGACGUAGCUUUAAAUUAUAUGGCUGCAUGCAGCCAUUAUACAUUGUGCAAGCCUAAAGGUACUGAUAAUGCUGGAUUUUAAUGUUGUGCUGUUUGUGGUAACAGCAUAAAGUUUAUGUAUAAACCUUUUUAAAAUAUGCUAAAAGUGAAAAAAAAAAAAAAUCUGCUUUGGGAAUGUUACAAAAACUGCACCGCAGCUCAGGCCUAACAAGUUUGUCACUAUGUGUAAUGCUUUUAUCUGCAUGUUAUAAAGGCUUUAAGACUGUCAAUUAAAGGCAGUGUACAAACUACACUAAUUGAGAGAAGAUGUCACAGUAAAAGGGGGGGGGGGAGAUUUUUGGCUGUUAUUAAAGCGCGACACUGAGUAAAAGGCUGUUAAAUGCGCAGUUGCAUUUACCUUGGGCAGUUUAUAUAUAGACAAAAUUGCCCUCAAUUAACUUAUGACUGGGGGGGUGCAAAUAAACAAACAAAAAAAAAAAACAGGUCUCUAGUCAAUUGACAAUCUGAAUGUAGGGAUGGCUGUUUCUUAGUCUCUUAAUGCCUGCAAUGAGCUGGACACAGAUCAAAAGAAUCCUAAAACUGAGGAUGCUUAGGUGAGCGGAUUUGGGAAAGCCAGAGUUGAGUCCUCCUCGCCAUCUCGGAGUGAUGCCAGUGUUUCAGCAUAUGACAAAAGUUCAGUCACAGCUGCAUGUUGUCAUUAGUGUUACAUGGGUUUUCAGGACAUGUAAACAGGCGUACAGUUUUUGUCAUUGCUCAGUCACAUUGUUCUCAGUCUCCACAGAACUGCACUACCCCACGGAUUAUCUCUCUACUGGGCUGUUUCUGCCAGAGUAAAGGGAAGAGCACACAGUAUGCUACGCAAGUGCUUUAUAUGGAUACUUGACAGGGAAUUGUGCUUUCACAUUAUGAAUGAGCAUUUCUUUAUAUUAUUAUUAUUAUUUUUUUGACAUCAGUGUCCUUAAAAGUAUUUGGAACAACGUUGGUAGGUCGUUAGCGCAUAGUUCUAGAUUGUUAGCUGGAAACGGUGGUGUCUGCGGAAGUUACUAUGAAUCUAGCACAGCAGAAAUUAGAUAGGAACUUUGAAUGGUGUUGCAUGUUUAAAAACGUAACCUUUUAAAGCUUUUGAGUUGUAUAGGAAUGAAGGAUUUGGGUCGUGCGUUCGGCUGUGUCGAGAGAUGUUUCUGUCACAAGCAUUGGCUGGAUAUUCUUUGUACAAGAAAUGUAUUUUUCUUUCUUUUUGAAUUCUUGAUUUUUCUUCUUUUUUUUUUUUUUUUUUUUUGGUUUUUUUGUUUUGUGACAUUUGCCAUCUGGGGGAUGUGGUUGUAUAGAGGGAAUGUGCGCUUGUUUGAGGUAUCCAUUUUUAUCUGCCUGCAGACCAUUUUCAGAAAGCUUGGGAAGCAUAAAAACUACAUUGACACAUUAUUUGCACUUGAACAUUUUUUAUACUUGGAUCCUCUCCUGCCUACAGUUUUCCUUCAGAUGGUGUGUGUGCGUGUGUGUUUGUUUUUUUUUUUUGUUUUUUUCUUUUAAUUUUAAUGGUUAAAUAGUCACAUUUGUCCCAAUGUGUUCAUAUAACUGUCAGAUUAAAAAGAGUUUUUGUUGUCAUAUCUGUUGGAUAAAAAGGGUAGUUCACCAGCAUCAUUUCAAAGCCUCUGCAAAUGCUCAUUGGCUGUCAAGGAAUGGGAUCACGGCAUGAAUGUUGAUAUUAAUCAUGUUUUCAGUGUGUUUGUAUGUGUUUCAGUUGAAAUGUGAAAAAUAAAAUGUUAGUCUUUUUUUUUUUUCCAUAAUACUAUGUUCUUUUAAAUGUAUUGCCAUUAAAAUGUUUAAUCUGUUAUCAAAUUUUGACACGCAGGAGCCAGUUUCAUACGGUAUGCUGCUGUGAUUUCUCGAAAUACUAGUUUAUUAUUAAGCAUUACCUUCAAAGUUUGAUUCCAGAGGUUGAUGCUUGUUCAGACUGCUGACGCUUUUUGUAGUGAGAACAGCUGUUAAGCACUAAACAAGCUUUGAGUUUUUGUUUGUUUUGUUUUGUUUUGUGCAUCUCGGUGAGUGAAGGUAAUUGUUUACAACAUUACGUUUGGACAUGCCCCUCCCUUUUAUUUACCCUCUCUCACGUGAAUAUCUUGGUACAAUUUGAAAACUCUUUGUUAUUAUUAUUAUUUUUUCUUUUAAUGUGUUAUACACAUUUGUGCUGCUUAUAGAUAUGAUUGCCUUUCUUGUAUUUAACAGUGUGGGCGGGGGGCGGGGAUAGAAUGUCACCAAUGUAGAUGUAUGUACACACAGUGACUUUGGUUUUCAUCUUGGGAGAGCAAAGCAGAUUUGUAGUCAAAGGAGAAUUAGUAGCGAUUAGUAAACCCUCUGUAGAAUUACCAGUUCACUCCAGUUUACAUUGGUUGUCAACUUUCCAAAAUAGAUGGUCUUUUUGUAUUUUUCUUUUGGGAAAAAAAAUCAACAGUGAUUUAUUGCACAUUUUGGAUACAGUUCAAGAGUUUUUUGUAUCUGCCAAUUAUAAAUUAUAAAUAAAACUAUAUUCUAAAAAAAA
This is a messenger RNA of Haplochromis burtoni (Burton's mouthbrooder), 5779 nucleotides long. It is a transcript of the gene socs6a, whose product is annotated as suppressor of cytokine signaling 6. Bases 672 to 2282 code for a protein of 536 amino acids. Gene Ontology annotation, cellular component: phosphatidylinositol 3-kinase complex. The transcript is spliced from 4 exons. NCBI's taxonomy places the organism in Eukaryota, Metazoa, Chordata, Actinopteri, Cichliformes, Cichlidae. Gene Ontology annotation, biological process: protein ubiquitination; phosphatidylinositol phosphate biosynthetic process; regulation of growth. Gene Ontology annotation, molecular function: 1-phosphatidylinositol-3-kinase regulator activity. The record is from RefSeq and is a predicted model, not a curated record.